This is a messenger RNA of Varanus komodoensis (Komodo dragon), 2342 nucleotides long. RefSeq names its product EF-hand calcium binding domain 12 (gene EFCAB12). The transcript has 10 exons. The record is from RefSeq and is a predicted model, not a curated record. NCBI's taxonomy places the organism in Eukaryota, Metazoa, Chordata, Lepidosauria, Squamata, Varanidae. The coding region runs from base 1 to 2040 and encodes 679 amino acids.
AUGUCAACUCAAAUGGAGCCAGAGGGAAGAUCCGAGAAUCGGGACAAAUCCUGGGAAGUUAGUAGCAUUCAGCAGCUGCCCAGUAUCGUUUCUGCAAGCGUUCCGUUUGCACAAAGCGACCAGGACUCCAGAAGCAAUACUAAGCUUAAGGAAGAACCGCUCAGGGAAUCCUCUGAUGAUGCCCUGAAUCAUGUUUUGGAGCACUGCUUCAAGCUCUACAAACUCAGAGAAGCAUAUCCUCAUUUUUUCUUCAAAGUGAAAGGAAACCGAUUCGGCCCACCACGAUCCAGGCGGCGCAUCCUUAUUGCUCCUCCCAUGGGAGGAGCAGCCCAUGGCGGUGCCAGACCUGAGCCACCUGCAGCUGGUGGGCCAAAGCACCCUGCCCAAUGCUUGGAGGUGCCUCCAGAGGAAGAGGAACUUAAAAGCAGUAAGGAAGAGGAGCAGCUGCAGCAGCUGGAGGCUUGGGUUGAGGAGAGGAAAAAGCUGCAGGCUUUGCUGAACAACUGUGUGAACCUUGAGCAAUGGCUAACCAUGAAACAGCCUGUCAGUGAGCAGGAAGAAAGCGUCUUAACGAAAAUAAAGGAAGCCCAAGAAGCUCAGAAAGCUAAAACGGAAGCCAAAGCAGCUGAUGCGAGUAGCAUUGAGCACCUGAUGCCAAAGAGAAUGCAAAAAAGAAUCAUUCCUCAGAUCAAGGCGCCCUAUCCUGAGUCCCUCCUCACUCUGCAGAACCUGCUGCACAAGCAGAAACUCAAGCUCGUGGAUCUCUUCAAUAAAGCUGACAGGACCAAGGCAAUGAAAUUCAGGAGAACAGAGUUCAUUAAAAUUAUCCAAGGGACCAAAGUGCCUAUUGAUCAAAAAGACCUGGAAGAUAUUAUUCUCUAUCUCACAGCUUCAAAGAAAGGGGAGAUGAUAACCAACGAAGAUCUGACUGAAUGUCAAAAAAUAUGGUUAGACAGUUUACGAGACCAAAGGAAGCAGAAUAAAGAUUCAGUGACAGUAACACCACCAAAAACAUCUCCUGUUCCUCAAAAAGCUUGCAUUGCCAGGAAGAAGUUUUCCAUUGCUCACAGCAAGAGGAAAUCGUUAGCACCUCAGGCUCUGUCAGCCCUGCUGGAUGUUCCUCCCAUGAACACUGAACCAGACUCCAUGCAUCUAACUUAUAACCAAAUGGAGGUGGUUGGGAAGCAAUACAGGGAAAUGAGACGGCAGUUCAAGAGGAAAACGUCUCCCUUAGAUUUUGCAGAACAAUGUCGGAUGGUGAAAACUGGAGACCCGGUUGUAGAUGGUCACUGCCUGCCAACCACCAUGGAGGGUGAAAUGGGAGAGCUGGUUGACCAGUAUCGACUGAAGACCCACCUGGUCUACAUGCAGUGUGUCAAGCUUUGUGAAAAAUACGGGGUCCCGCUGACUGAGAAGCUGCUCAAAAGGGCUCUGCUUUACCCAGCGGAUAAAAUCAUAAGAAAGGGAAAUGACUUCCAGAAAAUGAGACAACCAGGAGGUUAUUAUGAAAAUUCUCUUCAUUACCAAGUAGGAUCAUCAAAAGAAGAGUUAAUAAGUUCUUCCAAGCCUAAACAAAGGAAGCUUAAGCGAGAGGUCGAAAAGGAAAAGAUCAUAACGGAGAAGAUUCGAAAUACUCGCUGGGAUUCAUUUGCAGAAUUUAAGAAACUAAUGAAAAACCACUCAAAAAGACUGACUUUUCAGGAGGAGGGCCGGACGGACAGUUUACUCGACGCAAGGUUAUUCAAGACACAGGAAGAGCUGGCACAACAAUUCCUGCAAAAAGAGCUGAAGAGAAUGUUUGUGUUUUUGAAUCCUUUGACUGACCCCAAUAGUUUUUGGCCAGGACAUCUUCUUGAUAAACUGCGUCUAUAUCUACCCCAAAUGGAACGCAAUGAAGGGGAUGCACUGUUCAGCCAUGUUUCUCACAGGUGCCCAGUCCGCCCUGGCAUUUGCAAUCCUCACCGCAGCUGGCCAGUCAGUGAACGACAGUGUGUGACUUACGGAGAUCCAGAAUUCCGCAAAUAUUAUUAUUAUAUCUGACCGCUUUUUGAAACUUUCUGCAACACUGAUCUUUCAUGAGCUGUUGGUUCUUGCAACAAAUCUGCUGCAGUAAGACAACAUCCUAAGCAAAACAAGGUGAUCACGGCGAGACGUGACUGCCACAAAAUAUGCGCCAAAGGAAGGGUUUGGUGAAAGGGGCUUUCCAGACCAGUAGUCAGCAGCGUGCUGCACGUACGUUUCGUGACCUGCACAAUAAUGCCGGAUCUCUGCGGCACAACGUUCCAUCUGCACCUUAUGGAAGGACAGUAUCAGGCUCGGUGUGGGAAGACCUUUGUGCUGCU